AGCUUUGGUUCUUUCUCGAGAGUUGAUAGGGGUUGAUUAAUUUCUAAUGUGAACGACAGACUCCUCCAAUGACAGACCAGAACUUCCUUUAGAAAUCGUCGAACUCAUUAUCGAAUCUGUAGACAAUGAUCAGAAAACGCUUCGAGCUGCGUCUCUUGUAUGCGCUAUUUGGCGUACUGCUGCUUUCCCGUAUCUGCUGCACGACAUUCUCAUUUCAGAGGAAGCAGACUAUGAGCGAAUCAAGAAGCUGUGCUUUCGUUUCCCUAGGCUUCCCACAUUUCACGCCCGAAGUAUAACCUUACGGCCAGGAACUCGUCUUAGCUCAGAACUUUCCGUAGCUGAAACCUUGCGCUCGUUUUCAUUUUCUAGACUGUUUGAAGACAGGAGGUGGGAGCUCAAUAAGGUCGCGGCAGAAUUUCCCCAGAUGCCCAAAGUCACGUCUCUGAAGUGGGUGAUGGGAAGGGAUGUUCAGCACUCCAUAAUUGUAGGCCCUUCCAUCCACCGACAUCUUUCACUGCUUCCCUCGCUCCAACGACUCACACUCAAGGCCAAAUUCGAGGAUCUGCACGAGCUCGAGCUUUUCCUCAGUUUAUGUUGCAGUGGUCUGAAAUCUCUGACUUUCCAGGGCAUCUGGUUCCGCAAUAGUCGUAGUCGCCCUCUAGGAUUGAGCCAUAAUAGUAAUCUCUGCUUACUGGAAAGGAUUGCCUUCGAGCGCACUCGAUCAAGCGACCCUACUUACGACGAAGUGGUUGAUCUGGUGAUUCUGUUUCUAAAGGACAAAGUCCACCUCCAGUCAUUGAGGAUUCGAUAUGACUUUACCAUGUCACCCACGAGUCUGGAACGAUUACUGGAAAAAUCAAAGGAGACACUGGAAGCUCUGGUUAUCGAGCCUAUUGGCGUUGCAGACAAUCCACUAUGGGCUCAUUCAUGUCAACCAUUUGCUCACUUGGGCCCACAGAUGAAGAGCUUCACUUUUGGAAUACCUCAGACGACGCCGGGCGGCCCGACUUUAACCAACUCUGCUCCUUUCGAAGUUCUCGAUUUCUUCCGCUUUGCGCAUACUCUUCCUCCAUUGCCCCACGUAACCACCUUGACAAUCACCUUUCGUAUAUACAAUGAGUGGGAUGCAUCUGAGAUAUGGGGCGCUUCCAAUUAUCCCGAGCGGAACAUGAAGAUGUCCUGGCAUAGAUUCCUUUCCUGGCUGGCAGUACAGAUGCCGUCGUUGAACUUGCUUGUUUUUUUCGUGAAGUUCAAAAUCAAGUUCAACGAAGGAGAUCAGGAACGAUUUUUUGGAUUCGCUAAGGACGCUGUCCCCCCUCUACGGCCUGGUGUCAAUAUCCAGCUGCAGUGGAUGCUAGAACCCGCAACAUCUACAUUGAUUUGAAUUUCCUGUAGUCGUCUGUCUAUCUGUCUGUUUGUCUCGAUAGUAUUGGUAUCGUUUGUGUUUUGAUAGUACUU
Molecule: messenger RNA, 1458 nt
Organism: Lentinula edodes (shiitake mushroom)
Lineage: Eukaryota; Fungi; Basidiomycota; Agaricomycetes; Agaricales; Omphalotaceae
Exons: 2
Coding region: 425-1384 (319 amino acids)
Source: RefSeq, a predicted model, not a curated record